This is a messenger RNA of Hyalella azteca, 5035 nucleotides long. RefSeq names its product BCL2/adenovirus E1B 19 kDa protein-interacting protein 3 (gene BNIP3). Gene Ontology annotation, cellular component: nucleus; mitochondrial envelope; mitochondrial outer membrane. Bases 57 to 2042 code for a protein of 661 amino acids. The record is from RefSeq and is a predicted model, not a curated record. The transcript is spliced from 7 exons. Gene Ontology annotation, biological process: positive regulation of apoptotic process; mitochondrial outer membrane permeabilization. Lineage: Eukaryota; Metazoa; Arthropoda; Malacostraca; Amphipoda; Hyalellidae.
CACUUCAAGUAUGAAAAAAUUUAAUUAAUUUCCUUCACAGGUUCCUUCUCGUGAUUAUGUCUGAUAUUCCUCCAAACGAUUCGUUUAGUUCCCUGGUAUCGCUUACCAAUAGCGCUAGGCUUACUUCUGACUUGAAGGAGGAAACAAAUUUUGUACGGUCAAAAUCUCUUUCUGAUCUGAACAUCGAAUUUCCCAGUGAGAAACCAUCCAGAACAUUCAAUGGUUUAUUAAAAGCGCCCAGUUUCUCUGAACUUGUAGCUGUGCAAUUGCCUGAAAAUCCCUGCAUCCAUGAUAUUUACACCAUCAAUACUGGACCUGUUUAUCAGCAAUUGCCUUCCUUAGUUGAAAACGUUGAAAUGGCCAAAUCCAUAGCGAAAUCAAGCGAUGUUUCAUCCUGCAUAUGUGGUGAAAGUAGUGCAGGUUUUAGCUGUAAGACCUGUCGUAAAAUUAAUCCUCAGAAUAUCUUCGAAGAUAACGACUUAAAGUUUAAUAACUUUAUCUCUCAGAAACAGAAAGUAGAUGGUGCCAUCAACCAAACCUCGUUACUUAUUCCCGACCUAAGGAUGUUUACUGGAGAUGCAGGUAUUGAUCGCGAGUUCAUACAGAACAUAUCCACGUCUGACCAGCCAUGUUCGACCACGUUAACUUCUAACGAGAUUCCUAAAUCUCUGCUCGAAACUGUUAUACAUUUGAACGUGAGCUAUGAUCUUGGAUCGCCUGCUAAAAGCGAUAACAUUGAUUUCAUUUCAUGCGGAACUUCUGGGGCUUCCAAAUCUUUCGAAAGCCCGUCCUUCUAUGAGACCGAACCCUUAGAGGUCGCCGAAACGUCCAAUCUUGCACCAUCUCCUAUAACGGACCAAACUGAGAGUUCUAAAAGCGAACCCUGCGACCUUCUCGGUUACGAAGACUAUCUUUCACAAGAUUCACAUGAGGAACCAGUAAGACGUGCACCGUCCGAACAAGAGUUCGUAGAUGUGAAAAGGGAUGAUGAAAAUUAUGAAGACGAAGUGCCUGCCGAUGGCACCCAUGAAGCUGGAGUCGACAUUGAAGCUGUUGAUGAACGAAUCGAUGCUGCAGACGACUUCGAUUCAGAACACGCAGCAGAAUUGAGCGAAUCCUGGGUAGAUCUCACGAAAAGCAACCCACCGACUCCGCCACAUCCUCUUCAGAAGCAACAGGAUCCACCCAACCCACCUCCCUGCACCCACCUGGACAAUAGUGGUGCUACCUCUGGUGCUGUCACUAGUGCUGCAGCUAGUGACCUGCCACCACCGCUACCUCACGUCACUAGUAGUCCCUUCAUGGUGCCUCAAUCUCUGGACUCAUCGAUGUUGCUGCAGUCCUCGAGCGCUGUUCCAAUGACGAGCGCCAGCUGGGCCGAGCAGCACGACAGCGUCGGGCCGUUGGGAUUCGGCAACGGCGAAGAGUACCUGCGACUGCUGAAAGAGGCGCAGAGAGAAGGAAGCAACCAGAGCUCUGCCUUGGUCUCCCUCUCUUCCUCGAGACGAGACUCUCCUAGGGGAUCCCCGAAGUCGCCACCAAACUCGCCCAACACGGAGCUUACGGCGGACGGGAGGCUGGAGCAGCUGGGCACCGUAUACAUCAACUACUACAGUAAAGACAGCGACGCCUUCGUCAGGGUCGAGAAGAACACGGACACCGACUGGGUCUGGGACUGGAGCAGCAGACCUGACCAGCUACCACCCAAGGAAUGGCACUUCAGUCACCCUGGUAGCACAGCGAGCAGCAGCUGCAGUGGUGGCACCCCCGUCGGCAGUGGCACCGCCUCGGCAGCAGCUGGCACCUCACGCAAAACCAGACCUGCGAGCUGUGCCAGGCUGCCUGCCGUCGGGUGUAACCUGCGUCGUGGGGCGAGUCUUCGGCGCCUCAAAGUCGGCGAAUCAGCGCUGUUCUCGCGCGGCGUUCUCUACACGCUCUUCCUGACCAACGUUCUGUCCUUCUUGCUCGGAACUGGUAUAGGAGUGUGGCUGAGCAAGCGAACAGGAUCUCAGCUGACCGUCGCUACUCUGCCCUUCAACUGAACUGAGCUGAGACAGUCAGCGUUCAGUGCUGACUGUCCUUUGUAGCUGACUCUUCGUGCUGUCUGAUGUCAGACUUGAUAUCAGUUAAGAAUAGGACAAGCACUGGCUAAAGUCAGACUUGAUAGUCCUUUGUAGCUGACUCUUCGUGCUGUCUGAUGUCAGACUUGAAAUCAGUUAAGUAUAGGACAAGCGCUGGCUGAUGUCAGACUUGAUAGUCCUUUGUAGCUGACUCUUCGUGCUGUCUGAUGUCAGACUUGAAAUCAGUUAAGUAUAGGACAAGCGCUGGCUGAUGUCAGUCUUGAUAUAGGUCAAGUGUAGGGCAAUUGCAGGAGCGUGUUAGACUAUAUAAGUUCAUAUAAACGCUAUGAGAACGAACUCUGUGUGAUGUUUGACUUGAACACGCUCAUAAAAAUGAAUGGAUUAUAUUAUCUAAGUAGUGACACACUUUGUACAUGUAGCACGGAUACGCACUGUUCACGGCCCCAACCAUGUCAGUAUGACCCUCAGAAGUGCAAAAAGUGCAUCGCUAUUUGGAUCAUGUCUCACUCUCAUUUCUCGGAGUUUCACUUAUAAAUUUUAAGAGAACAAGCUCUGGAGGUGUUACACUUGGGUUUAUAUAAACACUAGGAAGAAAUGCGCUCGAUGAUGUCGAACAUGAUAGAUUCAUUUAAACGCUAGGAGAAAGUCGCUGUGGUUUUGGACUUAUAGGUUAAUGUUAAGGAUAACUCUCAGUACUGGGUAGUAGUGUCCGUAAAAGCGUAUACUUAUAUAGAAUUUUUGUCUUUCUAGAAAAUGUUUGGAAAAUUUAUUCGUGUAUAGGCUUAGGAAAUUUCACUAUCCACUUUUGCCUUUAUAAUAAUCAAUCUUGAGUGAUGAGUGUAAAGAAAAAUUUGUACGAAAAUUGGGAAAAGCAUAUAAUUUGUCGUGCCUGAAUGGCACCAUUAACUAACAUGCAAUGCUAUUACUUUCUUCUCUGGUAGAAAUAUGAUGGUAGCAAGUGGACUGCAACUUCUUCGUUACUUGUUUAAAUAUUCAAACUUCACUGGUAUUGUAACAAAAAGUCUCACACUGACGAUUAUGUUAUAAUUAUCUGCCAUAUCGACACAUAAUAGGUAAAUGGGCACCAACUCAGCCUUACUAGUAAACGUGGCAUCUGUAACUAGUCUAUCAAGGCUUCUUGCCCUCAUGUAUAAUGUCGAUGGUGAACUAUUUCAUUUAUAUAAUAGCUGUUCGUGGUAUUGAGUUGGGAAAUAGUUGAUCAAUUUGCAACCGUAGUUUACAUGUCUAGACUAUAAUGUGCUAUUACUCGUAUUUAUUGGACGACUAAGUUUAUUGAUGAAUACGGUUGAAUAAAAACGUCUAUAAUAUUUCUUCUCGUCUGAAGAACAUUCUGCUCUAGAAAUACUUUGAACUCUAAAGUAAUUUAUGAGAAUCCCAAAGUAAAAUGAUUAAAAAAAAAAAACUAUAUCUCUCUCUCGAUCGAGAUUGGAUUUGUAUUUUAUUUUUAUUAAUUGCCUUAAGUUCGGAUUAACAACUUAACGACAGACGUUCUUCAACUUCCAUGAAACAGCAAAAUUUUCACCCGCCUGUAGAAAUCCAUUUGAAAUUGAUAAAAACCGCGAUGAUAUGAGCAUUGCAUUAAUUUUGUUGUGCAUGAUUAAGGAAAGAAUUAUGUUAAUUCGUGUACAUAAUCUGUAAUUCUUCUGCAUGUAAUGACAACACUGAGCUGAAUCAUCCUAUUAUUGCUCUAAAUUUCGUUUAGUAAUCGUAUCUAAGUCGACCUAAGAAGCUGUUUUAUUCGAUUGUUUUAUUUUAAUACUUUAGUAUGUUUAUAUCUUUAUUUGUUUAUUUGCCAAGCAUUCGUUACUUCCUUGUAUCCUGGGUGUUGCGGUAAAUUAACGGAAAAAUUACGAAGUUAUUUUCAUUUGUUCAGCCAAUUUAGUGGAAAUUUAAACUCUUUACUACUAACAAGCCCUUGCAAAACAUUUUACUGAAUAAAGAAUUGAGAUUCGCAAUAGCUUUAGCAUCGUACUUGAUUUAAUAUUGAGAGAUGACCCAUAUGAAACUUAUGUCCAGUCCUGUGAGUCUAUUCAUUGACAUAAAUUAGCUACAUGUUCAGAAGUUUCUCCAUAAUCAGCACUCGUUUUAACAUAUUUUGUUAACUGUUACAUGCUUAUGUUUACAGUGUGAGCGGCUGGUAGUAGUACUGAGUUAGUAUGUACAGCAGAAGAAUGCAAUGUGGAGAGUUCGCUGUUCCAUUGAUCAUCAAGUGCGUUGUACGUCAAUACUUGCAUUAACUAUCCCCAUUUUCGUAUGCGUUCUGUAGUUCUCGUAGCGCUCAUCUUUUAAUUCAUGAUUAAUAACCGCAAUAUCUCGUGAGUUCCCCGAGCAUCAUUACCAACUAUUGGGUAUCCUAGUUUUUCUAACAUUAAUUGUUUACCUCUUUAUGCAGCCCACUCGAUCUGCUUAAUGUAAGGUUCGAAUAUUUGUAUUUCUUGUGAGCUUAAAAUCAUCUUAUUUUGAAGGAGAUAUUGGAGAACUACGGGUGAAAAAAUUGUUUCAAUACAUCGCCAGAGAUUUUGGUAUUACGAUCGCUGAUAUACUUCAAAUAAGCCAGAAUUGUCAUAUUUUCAAAUAUUUAGUUAUUGGUAAUGUAUUAUUUCUUUUGUCCUUACUGACCUCAUUCAUAUCGAUGUUGUAGUUGAAAUAAGUGAGAAAAUUCUGUAAACAGACCGUUUUUCUGAAUAAUGGCCCAGUUCAAUUUUUAAGUAUGAGAAUAUUCUAAUCUUAAUUUCCUAUCCUAAGAAAUUCACCAUUUAUUUGCAUGACGUUAUUGGCUUGAGCCCCACAGUUCUCUUUUACCUCCUUCAGCUAAUAUUAGUGUAAGGCGUGUUAUUGCACAAUGUACCAAAUCUUAGGAUUAAUUUUUUGUCCCUCAUCGGUGAUUGUAUUUUGUAUCUAUCCUAUCUUAUAAUAAAUAAAAACAAUUCUAC